AAACCAAACAGAAUCCUCAAAACACUCCCAUCAAACACACAAACAUCUUAUGUAAAAGAAAAUCUUGAUCAAAUCAUUCUCACUUUACAUUCAAGUCAACAUCUUUGUGUGUUAAAUAAGUCAUUUCUAUCUGGUUUUGCUUGAUACCCACAUCAUUAAAUAUACUAUUAACUGUGUAUAUUACAUAUAUACAUAUGCAUACAUAAGAUAUAAUAAUAAAAAAGGUAUAUAGAUAUAUUUAUAAAUAUUAUUUAUACAUGGGUGUUGAAGGACAGUGUAACAAAGCAGUUGAAGAUCAAGAACCAAAACCUGUUGAGGAAGAAACAGAACAAAAUAUGGCUAAAGAUUCUACUACUACUGCUAUUUCUUUAUCUGAACCUGUUCCCUCUUGGUUUACUCCUAAAAGGUUGCUUGUGAUAUUUUGUGUGAUCAAUAUGGUCAAUUAUGUGGACCGAGGAGCGAUUGCAAGCAAUGGUGUAAAUGGGAGUCCCCGAGUUUGCAACAAAAGUGGUGUAUGUUCGCAGGGUAGUGGAAUUCAGGGUGAUUUCAAUUUAAGUAAUUUCAAAGAUGGUGUUAUUUCUUCCGCUUUCAUGGUUGGACUUCUUGUGGCUUCUCCGAUAUUUGCAUCAUUGGCCAAGAGUAUCAAUCCGUUUAGGCUGAUUGGAGUUGGAUUGUCGGUUUGGACUUUUGCAGCAGCUGGCUGUGGACUUUCAAUUGAUUUUUGGUCCAUCACCGUAUGCAGAAUGCUAGUUGGUGUUGGUGAGGCUUCUUUCAUUAGUCUUGCGGCUCCAUUUAUUGACGAUAAUGCCCCCAUAACUCAGAGAACUGCUUGGCUGGGAAUAUUCUACAUGUGCAUUCCAACUGGUGUUGCCCUUGGUUAUGUUUAUGGUGGAUGGGUUGGUGAUGGUUUUGGUUGGCGCUAUGCAUUUUUUGGUGAGGCAAUUCUGAUGCUGCCAUUUGCUAUUUUGGGUUUUGUAAUGAAACCCUUGCAAAUGAAAGGUUUCUCUCCGGCUGGGUCCAAAAGUUCAUUGACGACUCCUGACACGAAUGUAGUAGAAGUCGAAGUUAUUACAACCGAUAAUGAUGUCGCAAUAUCAAAGUAUAGCUCAAAGGAAGCUUCCAGGUUUGUUAUCGAACAGAUAAAUCUAAAAAUCUGUGACUUCACUGUUAUAAGCCGGUUUUCAUUGGUAAUAUAUCUUUAUUGCAGAUCUGCUUUGUCUAGAUUUUGGCAAGAUUUAAAAGUUCUUCUGGUUGAGAAGAUAUAUGUCGUCAACGUUAUAGGUUAUAUUGCAUACAAUUUUGUCAUUGGUGCAUAUUCAUACUGGGGACCAAAGGCUGGUUAUAGCAUAUAUCAUAUGAGCAAUGCUGAUCUGUUAUUUGGAGGAAUAACGAUUGUGGGUGGAAUUGUGGGAACAUUAGCAGGAGGGUUUAUCCUAGAUCGAAUGAACUCCACAAUCCCGAAUGCUUUCAAGCUUCUUUCCACUGCAACUUUCUUUGGUGCAAUAUUUUGCUUCAGUGCAUUUUGUUUCAAGAACUUGUAUGCUUUUAUAGUUUUCUUUCUGAUCGGGGAGAUAUUUGUAUUUGCCACUCAGGGGCCUGUUAAUUUUGUGUGUCUCCAUGCUGUAAAACCAAGCUUGAGACCAUUGUCUAUGGCUAUGUCAACCGUGUCUAUUCAUGUCUUUGGUGACGUGCCCUCCUCUCCUCUUGUUGGAGUUAUCCAGGACAACAUUAACAAUUGGAGGACGUCCGCUUUAAUCUUAACAUCAAUACUCUUUUUGGCAUCUGGAAUAUGGUUUAUAGGUAUAUUUCUUCACGGUGUGGACAGAUACAAUGAAGAUAGUGAAAAUCCAGAUGUAAAUGUUGAACGAUUAAAUAUGACACCAUUGCUCGAGGACAAGACAGCCGAGGCAACCUCUAGUUCUACUCAACUGUGAACUUAAUUUGAUCUUUAUCGGAGGUCUUAAAUAUAUUUCUUUAACAAGUAACAAAUGUACAGCCUCACCAGCUAGUUUUUUUUCA
Molecule: messenger RNA, 2019 nt
Organism: Erigeron canadensis
Lineage: Eukaryota; Viridiplantae; Streptophyta; Magnoliopsida; Asterales; Asteraceae
Product: probable sphingolipid transporter spinster homolog 2
Exons: 14
Coding region: 258-1934 (558 amino acids)
Biological process (GO): transmembrane transport
Cellular component (GO): membrane
Molecular function (GO): transmembrane transporter activity
Source: RefSeq, a predicted model, not a curated record